Molecule: messenger RNA, 739 nt
Organism: Phragmites australis (common reed)
Lineage: Eukaryota; Viridiplantae; Streptophyta; Magnoliopsida; Poales; Poaceae
Product: probable histone H2A variant 3
Exons: 3
Coding region: 99-512 (137 amino acids)
Cellular component (GO): nucleosome
Molecular function (GO): protein heterodimerization activity; DNA binding; structural constituent of chromatin
Source: RefSeq, a predicted model, not a curated record
CCGCUCGGAGACGAAAACGAAUCUCGCUUUCGCUUCGCGCCGCGUUAGCCGGAGGGAAUUGGAAGCUUGCGAAAGGGUCUCGUUCCAGCGGAGCGGAGAUGGCAGGAAAGGGAGGCAAGGGCCUGCUCGCGGCGAAGACGACGGCAGCCAAGUCAGCGGAGAAGGACAAGGGGAAGAAGGCCCCCGUCUCCCGUUCCUCCCGCGCCGGGCUCCAGUUCCCUGUUGGCCGUAUCCAUCGCCAGUUGAAGCAAAGGACUCAGGCAAACGGUCGAGUUGGUGCUACUGCAGCAGUCUACUCAGCUGCCAUCCUGGAGUACUUGACAGCUGAGGUUCUGGAGCUGGCCGGAAACGCUAGCAAGGAUCUGAAGGUGAAGCGUAUCACUCCUCGCCACCUGCAGCUGGCCAUCCGUGGAGAUGAGGAGCUCGACACCCUCAUCAAGGGUACCAUCGCUGGUGGAGGUGUUAUCCCGCACAUCCACAAGUCUCUGAUCAACAAAUCCUCCAAGGAGUGAUGACUAGGAGAUGUGCAUCUUAGUUGAAACUGGACUCUUGUGCGCUCCUGUGCUGUAAGUCCUGGUCAUUGUGUAGUUUUUAGUUAAGCUAUCAGGUUGUGGUGAUCCUUCUGAGUAACGAUUUCCUGUUACUGCUUCAGUUAUUGGAACCUGUUUAUGUUCAGUUGUUAACUUCAAGAGUGCAAACCUGGAUGCUUCUUUAGUUAUUGUGACUGUUUGCGAUUCCA